AUGCCGAGGAAAGUGAAGAGAGGAGCAGGAGGAGGAGGAGGAGGAGGAGGAGGUAAAGGAGGAAGGACGGAGGAGGAGAGGCUUGUGUAUCAGCAGCAGAGAGCUCAGGCUGAGGAGGAGACCACCAAGAAGAAAGAGGAGAUCCUCACUCUGUUCCUCGAGGACAAGCUGCAGAAGGAGGAAAGGAACCGGGCGGUGAAUCUCCUGAAGCUCAGCGACGGCUGGAGGUCGAUUCUCCGACAGGUUCGAGCCUCCGAGCUCCGGAAAGACAUCGACGUCCUCAGCCACACGUUUGACAGACAGCUGGACGCCGUGGAUGAUGUCAUCAAGAGGCUGGGGCGGGACCUGCAGGAGGCGGAGCUUCAGGCGGCGCAGGUGCAGCAGCUCCACCUGCAGCACGUGGAGCGGCUGUGGGCGCAGCAGGAGAAACAUCUGGUGGUUCUGCAGCGGCAGUGGGAGGAAGGACUCCAGCACCUGAGCUGCACCUUCACCUCCGACAGGAGUCAGAUGCAGAUUCACUCUCAGCAGCAGCGAGCUGAUCUGGAAGAUGCAAAGUUCUCUGUGGAGCAGCAACAUGAAGCCGUGAUGAACGACGUCCUCGGGCUGUACAGUGAGAGCAUGGCAGCGUACGAGAGCGCUCACGAGGAGCGGGUAGGUCCCAGGAGCUCCUGUCCUCCAGCUCUGGCGGCUCUGCUCCUGGAGGGUUCCAUGCUGCUGAAGGAGAAGACUCGACAGAAGCAGGAGACUCUGCAGCUCCACCACAAAGAAGCAGCAGAGCUGGACGAGCUGCUGCUGAAGAACCAGCAGCUGAUGGAGACGAGUGACCGAAGCACGAGGAGACUCAGGAAGCUGCAGGACUCCAUGUUCCAGCUGAGGAUGAAGCUGAAGUCCAGUCAGACAGAGAAGGAGUUGGUGGAGCGAGAUCUGACGGCCGCCACAGACCAGGUGAACCAACGGACUCGCGAGCUUCGUGAUCAGCUGACCACGGGUCAGUCAGCGGCGAGGAAGCAUCUGGCUGACCUCAGCGUGCAGAGCAACGCCGCCGCCAAGAAGCUGCAGGAGGUCAUCGCCAAGGGGGACAGAGUUCUACGCGUCGCUGAAAUGUGCCGGAAGCUGGAGGAGGACUUCCUGUCUUCAGAUGAAGAUCGUCCCACAUGUGAGGAGGAAGCGGCUGAGGACACGUGUGAGUUUGCAGACUUGAGGCGUUUGACGCGGCUCAUCAGCGCCGCCCUGCUGCACCGAGAGCUUCUGAAGAACCGGCGAGACGAUCUGAGCCGGGAGAACCGGCAGCUCAAGGUUCUGCUGCGUCAGCACCUGGAGGCCAUGACGCUCAGCGACCACGGCCUCGGGGAACGCCACGCCCUGCUCAGCGUGACCCGGGCGCCGACCACGCCCGUCCAAUCAGACGCCGGCAGACAAUACACCGUCAUCGAGGCCGCGCACGCCGUCAGACAGAUGCUGUGA
Molecule: messenger RNA, 1464 nt
Organism: Limanda limanda (common dab)
Lineage: Eukaryota; Metazoa; Chordata; Actinopteri; Pleuronectiformes; Pleuronectidae
Gene: drc2
Product: coiled-coil domain containing 65
Exons: 8
Coding region: 1-1464 (487 amino acids)
Biological process (GO): regulation of cilium movement; cilium-dependent cell motility; axonemal dynein complex assembly
Cellular component (GO): axonemal dynein complex; axoneme
Source: RefSeq, a predicted model, not a curated record